Molecule: messenger RNA, 1401 nt
Organism: Lodderomyces margitis
Lineage: Eukaryota; Fungi; Ascomycota; Pichiomycetes; Serinales; Debaryomycetaceae
Gene: ARG4
Product: argininosuccinate lyase
Exons: 1
Coding region: 1-1401 (466 amino acids)
Cellular component (GO): cytosol
Molecular function (GO): argininosuccinate lyase activity
Source: RefSeq, a predicted model, not a curated record
AUGUCUGAUCAAGUACAACCAAGCGAAAGUAAACUUUGGGGUGGAAGAUUCACCGGAGCAACUGACCCAUUGAUGGAUUUAUACAAUGCCAGUUUGCCCUAUGAUAAAAUCAUGUACGAUGCUGAUCUCACGGGAACUAAGGUGUACACUCAGGGUCUCAACAAGUUAGGAUUGAUCACCAGCGAUGAAUUGGCAAAAAUUCAUGAAGGGUUAGAGGUGAUUCGUAGCGAAUGGAAGGAGAACAAAUUUGUUGAAAAACCAGGAGAUGAAGAUAUUCACACAGCCAACGAGAGAAGAUUGGGUGAAAUUAUUGGUAAAAACAUUGCUGGUAAGGUGCACACCGGGAGGUCUAGAAACGAUCAAGUUGCGACUGACAUGAGAAUAUUUGUGCGUGAGUCCUUGAAGGAUUUGAGCUUGAAGUUGAAAGUAUUUAUUGAAACUAUUUUGACUAGAUCUGAGAAUGAGAUUGAUGUUUUGAUGCCAGGAUACACCCACUUGCAAAGAGCUCAGCCUAUUAGGUGGGCACACUGGUUGAGUUCAUAUGCUACCUAUUUCACCGAGGAUUACAAGAGAUUGCAACAAAUUAUCGAACGUGUCAAUCAAUCACCAUUGGGCUCUGGUGCGUUGGCUGGACAUCCAUACGGCAUUGAUCGCUCCUUUUUAGCCAAAGGACUAGGCUUUGAUGGUGUCAUUGGAAACUCGUUGACAGCUGUGAGUGACCGUGAUUUUGUUGUUGAGACAUUGUUUUGGGGAACAUUAUUCAUGAACCAUAUUUCACGUUUUGCUGAGGAUUUGAUUAUUUACUCUAGUGCUGAGUUUGGAUUCAUUAAAUUAGCAGAUGCUUACUCUACCGGGUCUUCGUUGAUGCCACAGAAGAAGAAUCCAGAUUCGUUGGAAUUAUUGCGUGGUAAAAGCGGAAGAAUUUUUGGCGAAUUAUCAGGAUUCUUGAUGUCAAUAAAGUCGAUUCCAUCCACGUACAAUAAAGACAUGCAAGAAGAUAAAGAACCAUUGUUUGACGCAUUAACUACUGUCGAACACUCGAUCUUGAUUGCCACCGGUGUCAUCAGUACUUUGAAAAUUAACAAGUCCAAUAUGGAAGGUGCUUUGACUAUGGACAUGUUGGCUACCGAUUUAGCUGACUAUUUGGUGAGGAAAGGCGUUCCAUUUAGAGAAACCCACCAUAUAUCCGGUGAAUGUGUUAGAAAGGCCGAAGAUGAAAAUUUGUCAGGCAUCGAUCAGUUGACAUUUGAACAAUUGAAGGAGAUCGACGACAGGUUUGACAAGGAUGUGAUGGACACUUUUGAUUUCGAAGUCAGUGUUGAGAGAAGAGAUGCUAUUGGAGGUACUGCAAAGUCGGCUGUAUUGGCACAGUUGAAAAAUUUGAAGGCUCAAUUAAGCUGA